AUGAGUGGAACCGGGACUCUUUUAAUUAACCCAGGAUGUACGCUCGGAAAUGAGCGUUUCAUCAUCAAGAGCACGAAAAAAGACGCAAAACCAACAGACAAUUUCCCAUUCCCCAUGUUCAACAUAAGCCAGCUAGCCAGCAAUUUAAGUGAAAAACCAGAACGUCCACAUGCGUUAACGAAAAUCGCAUAA
Cotesia congregata is the source of this 192-nucleotide messenger RNA. NCBI's taxonomy places the organism in Eukaryota, Metazoa, Arthropoda, Insecta, Hymenoptera, Braconidae. The record is from the annotation of a GenBank genome assembly.